Penicillium cataractarum is the source of this 1479-nucleotide messenger RNA. RefSeq names its product MFS transporter. The record is from RefSeq and is a predicted model, not a curated record. Lineage: Eukaryota; Fungi; Ascomycota; Eurotiomycetes; Eurotiales; Aspergillaceae. Gene Ontology annotation, biological process: transmembrane transport. The transcript is spliced from 4 exons. The coding region runs from base 1 to 1479 and encodes 492 amino acids. Gene Ontology annotation, molecular function: transmembrane transporter activity.
AUGUCAGAGGUACAGAAGGCUGAAGUCAGCAUUUGCUCAGAUGACUUGGUCACCAGUCGUAACUCCAGGUUUGAGGUAACGUGGGGUGCUGCUGAUAAGGGAAAUCCAAGAACCUGGCCAGUCUGGUACAGAUGCUUUGUUGUUGCUGCCACGUCCUUCUCGACCACAACGGUGAUCAUGUAUACCACAAUGUAUACCUCGGGUCUUGAAGGGAUGCAGGACGCAUUCAAAUCCUCAGAAACCGUGGUACUACUGGGUCUUACUACAAAUCUUUUCGGUCUCGGCAUCGGAUCAGCCGUUCUUUCGUCACUGUCUGAGAUCUACGGCCGAAGGCCUAUUUACAUCCUCUCCGUGUUACUCUUUGGCAUUUUUGUUCUACCUGUGGCGCUCGCAAAAAAUAUCGAAUCAAUCUUAAUUAGCAGAUUUCUCAGUGGUUUCUUUGGGGGAGUUUCGAUCUCGAGUGGACCAGGAAGCGUUGCUGAUGUGACUGAUGAUCAAUACCGUGCUCUGGCUUUGAGCUGCUGGAGCCUUGGGACAAUGAAUGGCCCUGUCUUAGGUCCCAUAAUUGGGGGUUUCAUCUUUCAGUAUCUUGGAUGGCGUUGGAUCAAUUGGAUCGUCUUGAUUUGUACCGGGGUCUCUCUCAUCUUGAUGUUUCUAGUCAAAGAGACAUAUGCACCUGCCCUCCUUCGCCAACGAACCAAGAAAUUGCAGAGAGACACAGGCGAUAUGCGCUGGUGGUGUCGAUUCGACCAUGAGCACACGGGGCUUCAAAUUCUGAAAACCAACUUGAUCCGUCCCGUUCGGAUGAUUUUCUUCGAGCCGAUUUGUGUCUUCUGGAACUUAUAUAUUGGAAUAGUUUAUGCUGUCCUUUUUCUAUGUUUCGUUGCCUAUCCCAUAGUCUUCCAAGAGCAUCGGAGCUGGUCUCCAAGUCUUGCAGGGCUAGGUUACUGUGGUAUCGGCAUCGGAACUGCCAUUGCCGUCGUUUCAGAGCCUCUGAUCCGAAAGGUUAUCAAUUUACACCGUUCAGACCCAAGCACGGGUCGACCAGCCCCUGAGGCUGCCGUGUGGGCAGUUUGUUUAGGAAGUGUCUUAAUCCCAAUAGGAGAGUUCUGGUUUGCGUGGACAGCUAAAUCAUCAGUCCAUUGGAUACUCCCGAUCCUAGCGGGUCUCCCAUUUGGAUUGGGCAACGGUCUGGUUUUCAUCUACGCAACAAACUACAUUGCUGGAAGCUACACAGUUUACGCGGCCUCGGCCAUGGCAGGAAAUUCAGUUGUCCGAUAUGGCCUUGGCGGCGUUCUCCCGCUUGCUGGUUCCAAGAUGUACCACACACUGGGCCCUAACUGGGCCGGGACUAUGUUGGCCAUCAUUGAGGUUGUAUUGAUCCCCAUCCCAUUCUUCUUCUACAAAUUUGGCCACAAAAUUCGGCUUCGUAGCCCUAUGAUUGUGAGUGAAAUAGGAAACGGGGCAUCUGGCAAAUGA